This is a messenger RNA of Nyctereutes procyonoides (raccoon dog), 5060 nucleotides long. It is a transcript of the gene ASCC2, whose product is annotated as activating signal cointegrator 1 complex subunit 2. Gene Ontology annotation, molecular function: ubiquitin binding. Bases 120 to 2387 code for a protein of 755 amino acids. The record is from RefSeq and is a predicted model, not a curated record. Lineage: Eukaryota; Metazoa; Chordata; Mammalia; Carnivora; Canidae. Gene Ontology annotation, biological process: regulation of DNA-templated transcription. The transcript is spliced from 20 exons.
GGAAGUGCCGGCCCACUGGGAGCUGUCACCGUGGACAGCGGCAGCGGCGGCGACGGCAGCGGCGGUGGUGGCGGCGGCAGAGCCGGUAGUGGAGCCGCCGAGGAGGGUCACACAGCACAAUGCCAGCUCUGCCCUUGGACCAACUCCAGAUCACCCACACGGACCUGAAGACAGGAAAACUGAGGACUUCACCAGCGCUGCACCCCGAGCAGAAGGCAGACCGGUAUUUUGUGUUAUACAAACCGCCCCCUAAAGACAACAUUCCCGCCCUAGUGGAGGAGUACCUGGAACGCGCCACCUUCGUAGCCAAUGACCUCGACUGGCUCCUGGCCUUGCCUCACGAUAAAUUCUGGUGCCAGGUUAUCUUCGAUGAAACCCUGCAGAAGUGCCUGGACUCCUAUCUGCGCUAUGUCCCCCGAAAGUUUGAUGAGUGGGUGGCCCCAGCCCCUGAGGUUGUUGACAUGCAGAAACGCCUCCAUCGAAGUGUUUUCCUCACUUUUCUCCGCAUGUCCACUCACAAGGAAUCCAAAGAUCACUUCAUUUCCCCCUCUGCAUUUGGAGAAAUCCUCUACAAUAACUUCCUGUUUGACAUCCCGAAGAUCCUGGACCUCUGUGUGCUCUUUGGAAAAGGCAACUCACCAUUGCUCCAGAAGAUGAUAGGAAACAUCUUUACCCAGCAGCCAAGUUACUAUAAUGACCUGGAUGAAACCAUGCCCACCAUCCUUCAGGUUUUCAGCAAUAUCCUCCAGCACUGUGGUUUGCAAGGGGAUGGAGCCAGUGCCACACCCCAGAAGCUUGAAGAGAGGGGCCGGUUGACCCCCAGCGUCAUGCCUCUCCUGGAAUUAAAAGACAUUGUCCUCUACCUUUGUGAUACCUGCACUACGCUCUGGGCCUUUCUGGAUAUCUUCCCCCUGGCUUGCCAAACUUUCCAGAAACACGACUUCUGUUACAGACUGGCUUCCUUUUAUGAAAUAGCAGUUCCUGAACUAGAGUCUGCAAUUAAGAAGAGGAGGCUUGAAGACAGCAAGCUGCUAGGUGACCUGUGGCAGAGGCUGUCCCAUUCCAGGAAAAAGCUACUGGAGAUUUUUCACAUCCUCAUGAACCAGAUCUGCCUUCUCCCUGUCCUGGAAAGCAGCUGUGACAACAUUCAGGGCUUCAUUGAAGAGUUCCUUCAGAUCUUCAGCUCCUUGCUGCAGGAGAAGAGGUUCCUCCGGGACUACGACACACUCUUCCCUGUGGCUGAUGAUGUCAGCUUGCUACAGCAGGCCUCAGCGGUCUUGGACGAGACUCGGACUGCCUAUAUCCUCCAGGCAGUUGAGAGUGCAUGGGAAGGGGUGGACCGACGGAAAACCACAGAUGCUAAAGAUCCACCAGUGGCCGAGGAUCCUAAUGGGGUCAUUGCGACAGUGGAGCCAAUCAGUGGACCGUCCUCACAUCUGGAAAACGCAGAGGAAGAGGAGCUCUCUCUGCAGUGCAUGGGGGCAGCUGCUGCCCUAGGUCCCCCUGUGUGUGGUGUGGAGCUAGACUCCCUCAUCUCUCAAGUGAAGGAUCUGCUGCCAGACCUUGGCGAGGGCUUCAUCCUGGCCUGCCUGGAGCAGUACAGCUAUAACCCGGAGCAGGUGAUCAACAACAUCCUGGAGGAGCGGUUGGCCCCUGCCCUCAGCCAGCUGGACCGCAGCCUGGACAGGCAGGUAAAGCCAGACCCGACACCCCUGCUGACAUCUCGUCACAACAUCUUCCAGAAUGACGAGUUUGAUGUAUUUAGCAGAGAUUCAGUGGACCUGAGCCGGGUGCACAAGGGCAGGAGGAAGGAGGAGAACACUCGGAGCUUGCUAAACGACAAGCGGGAGGUGGUGGCGCAGCGGCAGCGCUACGAGCAGUACAGCGUGGUGGUGGAGGAGGUGCCACUGCAGCCUGGCGAGGGCCUGCCCUACCGCGGUGACGACUAUGAGGACGAGUAUGAUGACACAUAUGACGGCAACCAGGUGGGCGCCAACGAUGCUGACUCAGAUGAUGAGCUCAUCAGCCGCAGGCCCUUCACCAUCCCUCAGGUGCUGAGAACCAAAGUGCCUGGAGAAGGGCAGGAAGAGGAGGAGGAGGAAGAAGAGGAGGAGGCUGAAGACGAGGCUCCAAAGCCCGACCAUUUUGUACAGGACCCUGCAGUGCUGCGGGAGAAAGCAGAAGCCAGGCGGAUGGCCUUCCUUGCCAGGAAGGGGUACCGGCAUGACAGCUCGACUGCAGUGGCCGGCAGCCCCCGGGGCCACGGGCAGAGCCGUGAGACUACCCAGGAACGCAGGAAGAAGGAAGCCAACAAGGCCACACGAGCCAACCACAACCGAAGAACCAUGGCUGACCGCAAAAGAAGCAAAGGCAUGAUUCCAUCCUGAGGCUGUCAUGUCAGGGCCAGCCGGGAGGCAGCAGCACCAGACUUGCCAGGCUGAGUUACCAUAGCCUUGGGUCUCCUCACCACUUGGCCUCCUGCCAGGGUCCCAAAUUCAACUCCACCCCUCAACAGCCUCAGCUUUGCAGCCCCUGAGAAGGCCGCCUCGUCGUCGUCUACCAGCCAUCCGUGAGCGCCUUCUUGCAGAACACACAGUGCCUUAUCCCACAGUGGAGGAACCCCUGGGCCCAGAGAGCAGGCAAAAGGGAUGGGGACAGAGCCCCAAGGCAAGCCCCACAAACCUCAUGCAGCAAGACACCAACUACUUUUAUCCUAGAUGGCAGGAAACCUCUAAAUUCAAAAACAAAGACAAGGCCUGCAAAUAAAGUUUUUGACCCUUUCAAGCAGUGAUCCAUGAUGUGCCCCUGGUCUGCUCCGCCUGUCUCCCUUCAGCGACAGCCACCAUCAGGAGAGCAAGAGAGCAGGGUGAUCGCUGCUCUGCUCAUCAGCCUUUCAUACUUGCCUCUCAUUUUAACCCCUUCUGAUGUUGCCCUACUUUGCUGUGUGGCCCUAAGCACAUUACUUCCUUCUGUGAACCUUUAGUCCCUGCCUGCGGAAGGAAGAGAUAAGGGUGUGAGGCCCUAUGGUCCUUUCCAUGUUCUCUUUCAGUCUGUACGACCUCCACCCUAGGAGGUAGGUACUUUUUCCAGGCCCUAUGCUAUAGGUGAAGCGCUGUAAACUGAAGGUGAAGGUGCCUGCCCUGGCAACAUCCAGGAAGUGGGAGAACAAGGAUUAGACCCUCAGUCUAACCCCUGGCCUUUAUAGAAUCCUAGAUUCCCAUUGGUGGUAUCAUCGCCAUCUCAUAGCUGACCCAAGGAUACUUUUCCAGUAGCAGAGCCAGGACCAGAGCUCGGUGCCUCCUGAUUGUGUGUACACUCCAUCAAAUCCUCCAGAAUCAAGGAAUCAGAAACCAGAAGACACUAGUGAGAAUGUCACUGCUAAGCCCUGUUGAAGGACUUGGGCCUUGUUCCUUAAAACCCCCUCCUGGGCACAGCCAGUUGGUUUCCAGUGUAGCAGCAGCUGCGAGGUAUCCUGAUUCCUGGGCCCCCCCAGAAUGAUCAACAGAGGAUCGACUGUGGGGUAUUUGCUGGCCUGAUCCUACCCAACGUAGCCUGGAGUCCUUCCAUGGGAGCCAGGGCCCCUGCCCAUCUGGACCUUGACAAAUCACCCUAGAUGCUUGUGUAAUUUAUUUGCACGAGGUUAGGAUGAGUGUCUGGAGCAGCGAGGCAGACAGGCACUUGACGAAUUGGUUUUGUUAGGUCAGCUGCACAAGUGAAAAUCAAUAACAAUUCCUUUGAGUCAUGCCGGUUCUCUUGGUACAUUUGAGAUGCAGAGCAGAUACAGGAGUGGUGUCUUCCCCUUGAGCUGCCGAAUUAGCUGAGAUCAGGCUCAGGAUCAGCCAUUCUGACAGGCAGCAGGAAGACUUCUGUUUCCUCCUAGAGGCAUUUGCCAGGGAGGGUCAUUUCUUUUCUCUCUCCCUGAACACCUCAGACCCAGCUCUUGGCCCUGGAGCAAGGGGAGAUGAGUUGGGGGAGCUCUGGGCUUUACCUACCUUACUUGUUACUGUUCACACAUCCCCUCUCACCUUCAUUUUGUCAUAUGUAUACCUCCUGACUACUGGGAGUGGUGUUCAGGCCUCACAUUGGCAUCCUGGUUUAAAGGAUUGGAGAAGAUACACGAUUUUUCAGACUUUCCAGAAUGUACUCCCAAGUCAUACUUGAUCUCCCUAGAAGAACUAUGUUCUUUCUCAUUUCAGAUCUUGAGGGCACCCUUUCAGGGAUGCUUUGCAAACGCCUCACUCAGGAGUCAUCCAGAACAGUGCUGGUAGGCAUACCUCUUCCCCUCUCGGGGCCUCAGUUUUCCCAUCUGCAAAGUGGGUAUAUUGGGCCGGGUGAGUGGUUCCUUUCCACUCAGUGCCAAUUAGAUCCUCUGAGGAGGCCUCAAGAUUUAAGAUGGGCAAUGGCAGAAGUGUUACAAGUGAAAUGGGUGGGAGACCUGAGCCCUGUUCACUUGAUCACUGGGCCCCACCACCCCACUACUACUCCUAAGCAGGAAUUUCUAAGUGCCUUCUCUGCACCCUGUUAGAGAACAUGACUAUCACAGGCAUUUCCCAAGAAGCUUUUACAACCUAGUGCCUCCAAGAGGACUUAGGACUUUGAGUGUCUUUCUUCCUAGCUCAUGAGUGGCAAUGAUGGUGGACGUGUUUGUUUGAACAGUGCUUCUGUACCUCUGAGAGGUGGGUAGGGCAGAGCCUGUCACUGAUAAAAAGGGACCCAGGAGCCCAGGGAGGGCAAGUAACUUGCCCAAAGCCCAUGGCAAGUCAGCAGCAGAGCCUGGAUACAGAUCUUUCUUAAUUCCAGGUGUAGUCUGAAAAAGUAAGUGAAUAACAGGAACCUGCCUGUCCCUGUCAUAUGGGGAGCUUGGGUUAAACAAUGCAGGGAGGGAAGCAAAACACAAAAGUAAACCCACCAAAAAUGCAGGGAGUGGUUGUGGAACCCCCCUGCUUUAAAAUGAUGUCAAUGAAUACUUACUUGGUAGCAAUGUGAGAAACUAAAUAUUGAAGAAUAAAUUUGUUGUUGUUGUUGUUGUUUUUAAGAGAAUAAAUUGGAUGUUAAUGCUC